UUAUCAUGCAUUGUAAAUAUAGAACGCGUUAUUUUUGUUUAUUACUCAUUUACACUGGAAAACCAAUGCAUACUUAAUUCUUACAAUUUAUAAGGUGAUACGUAAAUAUAUAAGUAUUAUUGUGUAUUCUGAAGGACCAGAACAACAGCAUCGUCUUAACAGAAAUGUUUCUCAAACUGAUGAUAUUAUUGAAUAUGUCUUCAGGACAUGCAUUGUAUUUGUGCGGUAUGAAAAAAUAUGAUCACUCAACAUAUAAAUGUGUGAACAAAAGGAUACUGCCGAGAAAUAUGAAUUUACCGGCCAACUUACUGACAUGUGGAGACCCGCCUUUCGUGGAAAAAUACGACAAUAGGACUCAUGUUUGCCGUAAUAAAAAAAUAAUUGCACUAGAUGAUGCGAACCAAAGAUGCGGUGAUGAGAUAUAUAAUCCAAGAUUUCAAACAUGUUGCCAGAGUGAGUAUUACAAGUACAAGAUCCACGACGGCAAACCAGAGAAAAAAUACGUAUGCUGCAACCUAGAGGCGUACCGGCGUCGUUCGGCUAAAGCUGUCUGUCAUAGAUCAGCACACAAUGAUAAAUUCUUCAAACCAAAGAGGAUAAAGGCGAACCUCAAAGUUUGCUACACUAUCGUUUAUAUGGUUCGUAUACUGCAACAUGGGAAUGCGAGUCAUCGUUUUAUGAGAGCCAGUGUGUCCAAGUGGACAUGGAAUACUUCAAGACGUAAAAGUAUGCUACGUAAAUAUAGCAGAGAAGAAAAAGACAUGCGAAUUAGGUUGGACGAAUAUAGCCCGAAAAAAAACUUGACUGGCAAAACGUUUCUUAUCUUCUCAAAUCACCAGUAUAUGAAGAAAAAUAUAAUUCGUUUGCGCUUUAAUGAAAAUGUGUACCGAUUGCCUAGAGGCCUAGCAAAAACAUUGUCACGAUUGCCUAGACACCUAGCAAAAACAUUGUCACGUAUCCGUAACAAAUGUAAGAGCCUUAAAGUACGCCAUAGGUUUAAACGGCUUAAUGGUUGAGAAGUAAUGAUGAAAAGGGUUAGGCCGUACCGGUACCCUUUAAACCAAGUGCCCCAUAGGCCUGCUAAAUUGUCACUCUGGUUCCCGAAUGGCAUGGCGCCGUAUGUAGGCCAAAUAGACUCCCGACUGUGAGCACUCGGGGUUCGACAAAGGGAAAAGUUCUCAAACAGUGCGUGACACUAAAACACCAGUCGACAUAAUUGAGUUCCUUAAACAUUACAUUUGGUGAAGAAAAUUGUUGAACAUUUCAUUCUUUAACACUAAAAGCUGAUGCACAGAGGGAGAAAAAAUGUGGUCUGUUUAUGCGUAAGCUGCAGUUGACGGAAGACAGUAGCGGAGAGAAGCAUAAUUGAGCAGUGCCAUGAGAAAACCAACAUAGUGGCUUUGCGGCCAGCAUGGAUCCAGACCAGCCUGCGCAUCCGCGCAGUUUGGUCAGGAUCCAUGCUGUUCGCUUUCAAAGCCUAUUGCAAGAGAAACCGUUAGCGAACAGCAUGGAUCCUGACCAGACUGCGCGGAUGCGCAGGCUGGUCUGGAUCCAUGCUGGUCGCAAACCCACUAUGUUGAUUUUCUCAUGGCGUGGCUCAAAUAUUUUCAAGUCGAUGAAGAAAACUUUUACGUCUCUUUUUUUACAACAAAUUUCUUUGUAACGGCUUACUGUGUGGACUGAGCAUUUAUCUGAUUGAAGUUUGUAUUAUUACAUAGGCAACAUAGGUUGAAACAAAAAUCUACACCUACGUCAGUAUGUAUAAACAAUGUUUUUUCCCUUUAAAACAAUACAUAUACAUAUAUAUGCUUCUCAUGAUAUACCAUUAAACAUGUCACAAGUUUUCCAAUGUGUCAAUACAGAACUAUAUAUGUAUAAUGUCACAAAUCACUGACAACGCAUUCUUUUUCAGAUUUUUGGCACGAUAGGCCUAUUUCAAAAUUUCAAAAAAAUAGUUUAGACUUGUCACACCUACGUUGUGUUGCGUAAAAGAAAUAAAUAUAAAUUAGUGUCAGUGGAUUUUAGAUAAUAUUGAAUUAAACUGGGUUUCACUACAUUUACGGAGUGCGUCAUUUAAUAACUUAUUGGUUGUACAUGAUAUGUCGUACAAUAUAUGGGUUUCUUUAAGUGUUAUUGAGAUUCAAAAUGAAAAUAAUAAAGUGGCGCGGUCGAAUAUUUGUCAAUGGUCAAGAGAUGUUUGUCCGAAAUACAUUCCCGGUACAAAACUUCAAUCUAUCUCUACGCAAGUGCCGCGCGUACGUGGGGUUAGCAAAGAAUUCUAUCACUUACAAAAUGUACACACCUCGCCCGUAAAUUGGUCUGGAAUGUACCCGCCUGCAAAAAUAGCACUGAAAUUAGGUAACGUAUAUUUUCAGAUCUUCUGGUAUUUCAGACAAGUUUUGAAUUAGUAAUUGGGAUUUUAAGAAUUUAAAAAAAGAAAAUAUACAGUCAUCAUAUCUUAAGUAUAUAUGUAUAUGUAACCGCACAUAUCCGAGUUGACAAUACACUAGUACUUUCUUUUUAAAAAUGUUCCCAGUUACCUAGAUAAUUCGUUUUUAAGAAGUUUCAUAUGCCAUAACUUUAAGUCUGGUUUUAACACGAAAAUCGACAAAAUCAAUUUCAAGAUUGUUUUUAGGAUUUGGGCGUGGCUAUGAGUGGUUGUAUCAGUAUUUCUGUCCGGGAAACCGUUUUCUGAAGGAGAAAAAUGUGAACAAACCUGAAAGAUAGCUGUUAUAAAUAAAAUAUCACAUCUAACAUUACUGAAAUACUUGGAUGACUGUGGUUCGAUGAACUCAUCGUAAUAUGAUAUACUAGUAAGUGAAAUGGGUGUGAAUUUAAUGAUGUUAUUGUUAACACUUAAAGUAUUAUACAAUGAUAAAAUAUUAUAUAACCCCAGUUUCAUAUAUGUGUUACAAGGCAUGCAGCAGAAAAUAUGUAAUAAUUUCAUGUGUAUGUGCGUGAGAAAUAAACCAUAAAAAAUG
Mercenaria mercenaria is the source of this 2981-nucleotide messenger RNA. RefSeq lists its product as uncharacterized. The coding region runs from base 165 to 1016 and encodes 283 amino acids. The transcript has 5 exons. Lineage: Eukaryota; Metazoa; Mollusca; Bivalvia; Venerida; Veneridae. The record is from RefSeq and is a predicted model, not a curated record.